This is a messenger RNA of Rotaria sp. Silwood1, 729 nucleotides long. Lineage: Eukaryota; Metazoa; Rotifera; Eurotatoria; Philodinida; Philodinidae. The record is from the annotation of a GenBank genome assembly.
AUGCGUUUGAUGGAUCAUCAUGAUAAUUCACAAAUUGUCAAGCGAGACAAUAGCAACGAUUCAAGUCCAAUACCAACACCAUCACCACCACCAAAUAAUCUACGUGUGAAUAGUACUGUACGUUUGACAACUAUAUUUGAUGAUAUUCGUAUUGGAAAAGUUGUAGCAUUUGAUAAUGGAUCAAAUAUGGUUACAUUACAUAUGAAAGGUUCAAAACCAGGUUUGACAUCUAUUGCUGUUGUUAAUUUAAUACAUUGUCGAGAAUGGGUGGUUAUAAAAGAACCUAAUGAUGAAACACUUGAACCACUUUAUCCAAUCGAUAUAAAUAAAUUAAAAAAACGUCAAACAGAAAAUGAAGCUGAAAAGAAAAAAGAAGCAUCAUUUGUUAAUUUAAAAGCUAGUCGAACUGGUCAAGCACUUUUUCGAGAUAUCAAAAAGACAAUGAAUCAAGUUAUUCGUUGGUCAAAUAAUGAUAUUCUUAUUAAUAAUACCGUUCGAAUUGUUGAACCAUAUCGUGCAGAAAAUGUUUCAAUUGACCCUCCAUCACAAUUAACUAAUGCUACUAAUCCGAAAACAUCAGCCAAAGGAGAUAAUGAUACAAAAACACAUAUUAUAAAAUUGGUGGACAAAUUCUGGUCUGAUCAAUCAAAAGUGGCUUUAAAUACGGAUUCGAAUUCAACAGCACGAACUAAAUCAGGCAGUUCGAGUAAAACAACCGAUUCGACAUAA